UUUUAUCCUAUACGGAUAUUCGUGGCACUUCGUCUUGCCCUUCGAGGUCAACACGGCAGUACUCUACGCCACCUCCACGCCCAGAGAUUCGGGACACCACUGCCACAAACCAACCAUUACCAAACACAUACUUUUUUGUGUGGGAAGGCUUCAACGUGGACCGACUUCCUUUCUUUUCCGAACUCACGAGGUCCGAGACGAGGGUCCCUUGCAUCUAAGCUGCACGUAGCCGCAAAUAAACAUCAUUGUGUAACGCGAUAGCCUGUCACCGCCUGGGCCUUAACUAAGAGUUAUAACGAUGAUUAUAUGAGAAACGAGCCAUCCAACAGCCCUUAUCCGAGCCGGAGAUAAAAGAACUCGAAGAUAUUUAUUUAUCUCAGGAGAAUCCCACAACUUUGUUCACCCAUCGGCCAAACCCACACAACCAUUCAACUCGCCCACCCAAAGAUGGCGCAGGAUAUCACGAAAACAUGGCCGGUCCACGAGAUCAUCUACACUGCCAUCGUAGGCGUCGUCAUGCUGGCAGCCCUUCUUGAAUGGUUCUUAUGGCUGUCUGCAUUCUUGUACUGCCUGGUCAAAGUCUUCCAGAAAGCAGAACACUGGACAAUCAGGGUGUUAGCAGUUAUCAUUGCUAUCCUUUUCACUGGGUUUCGAUUUAUCUUCUUACCUAUCAUGGUGGUUACCCUGCCUCUUCCUGGCGAAAUCACGCAAUAUUGGCCAGCUAACAUGGUCGAUGUUCUUCAAUGGUUUGCCUUUUGGAGCUUUGCGGGACUUUUGACUAUCCCGUGGCUUUUUUGCGUUUAUCAGCUUGUCACCCAUCAACUCGGUAGGACAAAACGUGUUAAGGAGGUAUUGGAUGAAGUUUCUGCGCCGAAAGUCGUUAUCGUCAUGCCCUGUUACAAGGAGGACCCGGAUGUCCUCGUCACCGCUAUCAACUCGGUCGUGGACUGCGAUUACCCACCUUCAUGCAUUCACGUAUUUCUCUCAUUCGACGGAGACCAAGAAGAUGAACUCUACCUCAACACGAUUGAGAAACUUGGUGUCCCUCUGACGUUGGAAUCGUAUCCUAAGAGUAUCGAUGUCACAUACCGAUCAGCUCGCAUUACGGUCUCUCGGUUUCCUCACGGAGGGAAACGCCAUUGCCAAAAAGCGACCUUCAAACUCAUCGACAAAGUCUAUAAGGAGUACCUCAAGCGGAACGACAAUCUCUUUAUCCUCUUCAUCGACUCCGAUUGCAUCUUGGAUAGAGUCUGUUUGCAAAAUUUCGUCUAUGAUAUGGAGCUAAGCCCCGGUAACAGCAGAGACAUGUUGGCCAUGACGGGCGUCAUCACUUCAACAACCAGGAAGCACAGUAUCAUUACUCUACUCCAAGAUAUGGAGUAUAUUCACGGUCAAUUAUUCGAGAGAACGGUGGAGUCCGGAUGUGGUGCCGUCACUUGUUUGCCGGGCGCUCUGACUAUGCUUCGGUUCUCCGCAUUCCGAAGGAUGGCCAAAUAUUACUUUGCCGAUAAGGCUGAGCAGUGCGAAGACCUAUUUGAUUUCGCCAAGAGCCAUUUAGGCGAAGAUCGAUGGCUUACGCAUCUUUUCAUGAUUGGCGCGAAGAAGCGCUACCAGAUCCAGAUGUGUACUUCGGCAUUUUGCAAGACGGAAGCGGUGCAGACUGUCCAGUCGCUGAUUAAGCAACGGCGAAGAUGGUUUCUUGGGUUUAUCACAAACGAAGUCUGCAUGUUAACUGACUGGCGACUUUGGAAACGGUACCCUAUCUUACUCGUGGUGCGGUUUAUGCAAAAUACGAUACGAACGACAGCUUUGCUUUUCUUCAUCAUGAUGCUCUCGAUAAUGACGACAACCAUGAGGGUCGAUCAGCUACCCGUCGGAUUCAUCGCCAUCUCGCUUGGCCUGAAUUGGCUGAUGAUGAUAUACUUUGGUUUCAAGUUAAAGCGGUACAAGGUCUGGCUCUACCCGAUGAUGUUCAUCCUUAACCCUUUCUUCAACUGGUACUACAUGGUAUACGGAAUCUUCACUGCUGGCCAACGAACCUGGGGUGGACCGCGUGCCGAUGCUGCUACAGCGGAUGCGCAUACGACCCCUCAACAGGCUGUCGAGCAAGCCGAAAAGGCGGGAGACGAUCUCAAUGUUGUGCCGGAGACCUUCAUCCCAGCUGCCGAAGUACUCAGACAGAAGAGCAAAGGGAAGGAGACUAGCGGGGUUCAGAGGACGAAGAGCAAGGUCCUACCUCCGGAGAAGAUCGAGGGCAAAUUUGCCGCCCCAGAGAAAAAAGCAAAUGGAUUUUACGCGUAUCCAGGAGAGUCGACUUACAGCUUCUAUACGCCUGAUGCCGAUUCCUCCCUAUUCGGCGGCCCUAGUUCGCAUCAUGCUCUCCACAGUCGCGAUUCGGUAGAGAGUUUCCUGACUACUGGAAAUAAUUCGGUAUAUUUUCCCCGACGAGUAGAGAGCAUCAUGGGAGAUGAAGAUCGGAAGAAAUAUGAGAUGGCGCAAGCCAACCAGUAUAACCAAUUUGUUGAGAAGUCUAAGAAGUAUGCAAUCCCUCCACGAGGCCAAGUAUACGAAUUCACAGACAUGGAACUCGCGAAAGGAGGUUGGGAAGGAAGUGAAGGACGACCCGAACGUAACUACAGAGACGACGCUAACGAAAGCGGUCCCGACUCGCUAUCUUCUCGCGCGCCCUCUCCUGGGCCUCGAUCAUCUUUACUGGGCCACCAGGACACCUCACAGGCUCAAAGGCAGAGCCUGGGUGUACCGAGGGGGCAUCAUCACCAGCGGAAUAGAACAGGGAGGAGUCCACUCGGCCGGAAUAGCCCGAUUCACGCAUCCUCACCCGAAAUCGAUGAGGUGGAGAUAGACAGGUCUAACUCGGGUCGGAAUAGGUCGCAUAGACCGAAUACACCCAAAUGAAGGAAACUGAUUGGAUGACGAAUCAUUACAUUUAGAAGCCCGACUCUGUGGGCGUAUUGCAUAAUAGGUGGUAACUUUGGAAGUUGCAUUAUAGAGGGCGUCUAUUGGGCAAGGGAAAGCAAUGCAUUUAUGACGCUGUACAGGACAGCAGUUUACAUACACGUUGGCUUUUUUGGGGACAUAUUCCUUAAUUACAUACCGCACAGUUUAUCGUUUAUAGAACGUUGCUGUAUCAUGGGUGGUCUACUCUUGGGAGACAAGAUUAUACUCACAUACGAAUCUAAGUUAUUUCCCAAGUCUCAUAGGUACUGAAUAUCUCACUUCUGCC
This is a messenger RNA of Annulohypoxylon truncatum, 3244 nucleotides long. Its product is annotated as glycosyltransferase family 2 protein. Gene Ontology annotation, cellular component: cell periphery; cell septum. The record is from RefSeq and is a predicted model, not a curated record. The coding region runs from base 448 to 2916 and encodes 822 amino acids. NCBI's taxonomy places the organism in Eukaryota, Fungi, Ascomycota, Sordariomycetes, Xylariales, Hypoxylaceae. Gene Ontology annotation, molecular function: chitin synthase activity. The transcript is spliced from 3 exons.